AGGAACAAAUUAAGGAAGAAGGAAGUAACAAAGAAGGAAACAACGAAGAAAAAAUAAAGCAACGAAGAAGAAAAAAGAAAGAAGCAACGAAGAAAGGAAAAACAGGAAGCAACGAAAGAACAAGAGUAGAAUCGAGGAAGAACAGGAAACAAGAAGGCAUAACAGGGCACAAGAAGAGGAGGAGGAGGCGCUACUCAACAACAAGACGGUGGCUGAGUAGGUCAAUUCAAACAUACCCACUAUUUACACUCGUCUCAUACUGUACAUCUCAAGCACACACAUCAAACAAUAGUAGUGGGAUGUUGAUGCUAAAGGCAUAACAUCAAUGAUCAUAACACUUUGGGAAUUCUUGAAAGCUUUUAAGUUGAUGUGUUAUUGAGAUUUGUGGUUAUCUCCGUCCCGUCGUCCGGUAAUCCCACCUUCCCCGCCCUGUCAAGGUGUGUGCUGUCAGGGGACUACCACAGGGAGCACCAUAGGGCACGCCACCCCCAGGACAGCACACAGCACACGAGAGACACAGGACAGGAUGGAGGUCACCACAGAAAAUUUCAAGGAGGUUCUUCCCAGCAUCCUCCAGGCAGUGGAGAGGGCAGAUUUUGUGGCCAUCGAUGCAGAGUUCACAGGUCUGCGGCGCAAGGAAACCUCAAGAUACUGUGAGCUUGAUACCAUUGAAGAAAGAUACAUCAAAGCUCGGGAAGCAGCGAAAGACUUUGGAAUGAUUCAGUUUGGAAUAUCAGCAUUUCGCUAUAUAAAGGAGAAAUCAUCAUACUCACAUGCCACUUUCUGCUUCUAUCUGCUGGGGAAGACUGGAGACAUGCUGUAUUAUGACAACACGAGCCUGAAGUUCCUGGCAGACAAUGGAUUUGAUUUCAACAAGUUAUUUAAAAGUGGAUUACCUUACCUCUCAAUACUGGAGGAAGCAGAGAAAAGAGGAGAGUUUGUCAAUCAGGCACUAGAGCCAUUCCCUCCCUCACCAGUGAAGGUCGCAGAAGAAAAAGCAAGAAAAUUUUUGAUAGAGACAGAAGAGAAAAUAGAUGCCCUCUUAGAAGAUGAAAGUCAAGAGGUUUUGGUGCUCCCAGGUGGAACAUUGCCUGGCUUUUUCCGCAAACUCCUGUAUAAUAACAUUGCUGCUAAAUAUAAAAACAUUCUCAUACGCAGUCUAACAACCGACCAGGAGAGGAACAUUGAAAUCCGUAAAUUUGAUUCUCCAGAAGCCAGAUUAAAGUUUCUGGAGGAGGAAAGGGAAAGGAAAUUGGAUGAAAAGGUUGGCUUCACUCAUGUGAUCCGCAAGGUGCUGGAGAGCGGCAAGCCUCUGGUGGGCCACAACAUGAUGUUGGACUUGCUACACCUGAUUCAGAAGACAGUGCAGCCUUUGCCUGAUACCUUAGAGCAGUUCAAGAAUGUUGUCAAGGCAAACCUUCCCACCAUCUAUGACACCAAACUCCUAGCCAAGGAUCCACCAUUCUGUGUUGACAUACCCAUCACCUCACUAGGCAUCCUGUACAGUGAACUCUGUGGUAAAUUCAGUCCACCAGACUUCAUUGUUGAAGAGGGAUAUGAGAGCCACAGCUUGAGUGGAGGUGGCCAGGCGCAUGACGCAGGGUAUGAUGCCUUCAUGACAGGCGUGUGCUUCAUUACCAUGGUGAAGAAGCUGGAUGGCAGCAACUGGAAGAACAAGUCUGUGAUCAGAUCAAAACAUUUGUCUCAGUUUUCCAGCAGAUUGAAUAACAUGAACUCCCAUGACAUUCCUUUCCUCAACCUGGUGGGGCCAGAUGUUCAGACAGACAGAAGUCGAAUAUUUUGUGUGGACUGUCCUGCAGAGUGGAAUGUGGGCAAUGUUCAUGGACUUUUUAACAUGAUGAAACCCAUCAAGAUUGUGUGGGUGAGCAGCACUUUCUUGUAUGUUAUUCCUCCUGAGGACAUUGACAAAAGUGGCUGCAAACAAUACCUCAAGGGCAUCCAGGCAUCUUGCCCCCCUAUGGUGCGGGUGAGACUUUAUGGUGACACUUUGUCAGUGAAGAGGAAAUCUCAGUCUGAUGAUGCAUCUCCAGGGGUUGAGGCAAGCGCUAGCCGUGUCCACGAGUACAAGCGGCUGAAGAGUGUUGGGUCAGAUCAGCUUUCAAAGAUGACUCUAGAGUCCCCCAGCAUGGAAGAAGUCCCUCCAAUAUAUGCCAAUGCUAAUGAUAAUGGAAAGAGGAUGAAGACAAACCAAGAUGCUGCCACUGAUGGGGUGUUUGCUAUACCUGAUGAAUGGUAUGAGAUACCAGACAGGGAGGGAAGACCGCAUAUAGUACCUUUAGUGUUAGCUUUGUUUAUCUUUUUUAAGUGGUUUUGGUAAUGCUGGUGGACACAAUUUGUUUUAGAUAAACUCUGAAAUACUUUCCUUUGCUAUUACUGUUGACAAAGUGCACAAGCUCAAACAGUUCAGUUUAAAUGUAUAACACAACUCUUUCUCUUAUGAAAUUUGGAUACAGUUAUUUGAUAGCUUUACAUUAACACUCAGUUCUUUCUUUGUACCAGGAACAUUAUUAUGAUUCCUUCAUUGUUCCCAAACUUCAUGGGGAAUGCCAGACACAGAUUUGUCCUGUAUGUUUUUUUUUGAAAAGUAUCACUGCUGUUGUGUAGACAUAUUGUGUGAGUGUUUUCUGAGUCUCCAUUCAGUGCUGAAAAGGAAUGUGUUUAUCCUUAUAUAUAUAUAUAUAUAUAUAUAUAUAUAUAUAUAUAUAUAUAUAUAUAUAUAUAUAUAUAUAUAUAUAUAUAUAUAUAUAUAUAUAUAUAUAUAUAUAUAUAUAUAUAUAUAUGAACACAUGGACGUAUGAAGUGCAUACCUACACUGACUAUUUGUGCAUUCAUAUUUUAGAUAAGUAAUUGAUUGCACUGAACAAACAGGGUAUAUGGAAACAUCACAAGACUGAAAUGUGUUUCCCUUUAUAUGCAUAAGUGCUUUGAUGAGCUGUGUUUAUGAUUAUGAAGACUAAUUUUGUGCAUUCUCAUUUGAUAAAUGAGUACCUACUUGAAACAAACUCUGUUAAAAGACUGGGAAUCCUUUUGUUGUUACUUGUAAGGAAUAAUUGUUGGUUUUCAGUGUUAUAAUUGCUCAAGACAAAAAGAAAAGUUGAGUUGCAGGUUUGAUGUACUCACAAGAUCUUUUUAGUGCAAAUUUUAAUGAUAAAAUAACAUUAUCAGCCGUUUACAUUUUGUAAUGGUUGUAAAGCUGUGUGAUUUACAAAAUAUUUUGUGUAUAUGUUCAGUAUUAAAAAUAAUGCAGACAGCUGCCAGUGCAGAUGGUAUUAUAGUUGUGCUCCACUAACCAAAUUUUCAUGGUUAGGUAAUCUAAAUACAUUUUUUUUAUAUAAAUAAACAUCUAUUUUACUUGAUAACCUGACCUUGUAUGUCAAUAACUCAAGCAUAAAUCUUAGAGCCUUCAGGUGACAUAGCAACAGGACUGGUACUAACACCAAUCCUGUGAUUGUCAGCAACACUACAUCUAUGUAUGUCUUUUAUGAAAUUUCUGAGUUAAAUAUGAGUUAGUCAUAAAGUACUAUAAUAAUUAUUAUUAUAAUA
Molecule: messenger RNA, 3564 nt
Organism: Scylla paramamosain (green mud crab)
Lineage: Eukaryota; Metazoa; Arthropoda; Malacostraca; Decapoda; Portunidae
Product: poly(A)-specific ribonuclease PARN-like
Exons: 16
Coding region: 527-2338 (603 amino acids)
Biological process (GO): nuclear-transcribed mRNA poly(A) tail shortening
Cellular component (GO): cytoplasm
Molecular function (GO): RNA binding; poly(A)-specific ribonuclease activity
Source: RefSeq, a predicted model, not a curated record